UUGAUUCUUUUAAAGAAACCUAGUAAAUAAACUUAACUCUUAUUAUUCUUCUACUCAACCAAGCAAUCUCUCACUCUCUUAUUAACUCAACCAUUUAUUUGCACAAAAUUAGUUUUAUAUUUUAAAAUUGCUACAACAGUGAAAAUGAGCAACUUUUAUAAUGAAUCAAUUUAUCUUAAUUAGUCGAUAUUCUGUCCUUCGCUUAGUUCUUAGACUUCCUCUUAGGAUUUGCAAAGCACAGGGUCAUUUGAUAAUUAUUUCCAAAAAUAAUGUGGUGUUGAAAAAACAAGAAAAAUUAAGAAAUAAACAAAGAAGGACAAAAAGAAUCUUUUGGGCAGUAUUUCCACAACUUGUUAUGGGGAAAACUUCGAUGUGAAUGAAGAUGAAUUUCAACAAUAAUCGUAAAAGAACGAAAAAUCCUCAUAAAUUAUGUGCCAAAAACCUCAGACACAACAACUCAGAUAAUGCAUAGUUAAAGAUCCUGUGAUACCUCACAAAUACCUUAUAAUUCCAAAUAUAGUUAUUGAUUUCGAUUAAAUUAAAGAAGGUAUCUACAUUUAGGAUUAGAACACACUCCGCUUGUACAGAUAAACCGCUUGUGUCAAUUAUUUGAAGAAUCUUGAUAUGAUUGAAAUGGAAAUAGGUAUUAACAGUGAUUCAAUAAAAGAUUUUUCUUUUAUAUGUAAUAUGCUAGACAGUCUAGGAGACUAAAAAGCUCACAGUCUAGCCCAAGCUUUGCGUUAAUACGACAGUAUAAUCAAUCAGUGCUAAUAAGAAAAGAAGAAAUAUCCUUAAUAAAAUAAUCUUUCACCUAAUGAUUUGUAUAAAUCAGAAGCCAAUAACUCUUCAACAUUUAGCUUUGCUCAAAAUAACCAAGAAGAUGAUGUGUGGAAUUUUGAAAAAAGCAGAUAAAAGGCAUAUAAAAUAAUAUAAAAUAUUAUGAUUAAUAAUCCUCAAGGCUACAAGUACAUGUAUUUCAGAAUUCUUAGAGGAUCGAAGGACUCAUGUGAGAUGUUUAGUCAGAUUAACUCUAGAGAAUAUCUUCAAUUUCUACUUGGUACAAAUAAUAUCUAACAAAUAAUUCAAAUAAUUCUAAGACAUGGAAUGCUCAGCAAAAAAACUAGCGUUGACACUUUUUAGUGUUUAUAAUUCAGUGGAGAGCAAUUCCUUUAUGACACAUUCAAUUCUUAAAAAGACAGUUUGAGUAAUAAUUAUGACCUAAGCCUUGAAAACACUACAAUAAACGAUUGUACGUAUGCAAUGGAUAUAUCUUUUACAAAGCUCUAACUCAGCAAUUACAAGGACAGGUUCAAUGAUUAUUUGCUGAUUAUUUCUCCUAAAAAAUAUGACAACAAUUUUAUGCUAGGAUUACUAUUAAAAAGACUCGAAGAAUAGAAGUAGGCCCAGUAAAUGUUAUAAUAAAAUUAUAUGGAUAUUUAGUAUCAAGCCCAAUCAGAAGUUUUUGUGGAAAAAUUCUACUAAGAUAAAAUAAACAACAAUCAUGCAUGA
Tetrahymena thermophila SB210 is the source of this 1509-nucleotide messenger RNA. RefSeq lists its product as hypothetical. The transcript has a single exon. Lineage: Eukaryota; Ciliophora; Oligohymenophorea; Hymenostomatida; Tetrahymenidae. The record is from RefSeq and is a predicted model, not a curated record.